GUGCAUCCCGGAUCCUAGGCGGCGUAUCCUGCCCAAGAGAGAGGCGGGAUAGCUCUGUUCACGAUCCGUCGAGUCAGCACCGCGCGAGGCUCGUGUGUAGAAAAGUGCCAGGAUGACCCACCAUCGGGUACAUCGAUGCCCGGAUUGAAAGUCAUGGUAGAAGGCUGACCGACACAUCCGAUCGACAAGUUGCAUGCGUCUGAGAGUGCGUCGGGGAAUGUCACGGUCGUCGCAACCACUUUGUCAACAGCUUGUCGCGUGGCUGUUGAUGGUGGUGCGAGGUUUGGUGAGUAAUGGCUUGCCGAGGGGUCAGCUGGCCAAGCGAGCACCAGCCGGUAGUGCAACCAAACUCAAUGUCAAGCAACAUUUAAAUCGACCGGGUACGGCUCUACAGCUAUGGCCAUAUGAACAGCAAUUGCAGGUGCAAUUAUUCAAUGAUUUCAAAGCCGGGAUGGCGGCACCUGUGAGAAAGUCGAUAACCACAUGUCCCAGGAGCGAAGCGCCAACAUUGCCGACUUGGAUACAAAGUGAACUGAGCAAAGCUCCAACAGUAUUUGGUAUAUUCUGCCACAACCGUCUAUGAUACAUCGGCAGGCGAGGGCCAUGCGCCGAGUCGUGGUGCCUUACGUGCAGCCUAUUCCUUCUC
Messenger RNA from Emericellopsis atlantica, 646 nucleotides. RefSeq lists its product as uncharacterized. The coding region runs from base 194 to 583 and encodes 129 amino acids. The record is from RefSeq and is a predicted model, not a curated record. The transcript has a single exon. Lineage: Eukaryota; Fungi; Ascomycota; Sordariomycetes; Hypocreales; Bionectriaceae.